UAUUAGAAAUAGAGAUCGGCUAGGUCGAACUCAUCAAACUCAUCAUUUAAAGAUCGUAAAUUUUUUUGGUGUCAUGUAAUGUAUUUUGUGUUAUAUAGUAAGUCACUUAAUGACAAUAAGGUAUUUGCUGUUUACAACCAGUAUAUUUAGCUUAACUGUAAUAUACGGAAUUAAUAAAAAAUCUCGAAUGUUGUGAUUUAAUCAAAUGAAAUAAAUUUCGAAAUGUAAUUAUUCAAAGUUCUUGUUGUGUUCUUUUAAUUUCAUGUCUCUUACUCAGUUGCAAUCCCUCUCAUGUCGAUCACUGGUUUCAAUGUCAUCUAUGAGCGCAUGAAAAAUGAUAGCAAGCUCUUUCCCAGCCAGCUAGUUAAGUGUUUGCUUUCUAAUAAUAUUUCGAAACCAUAAUGCCAAAGUAGAUGUCCUUGCUGGCCAGCACUUUGCGGUUACACUGCUAAUACUGUUACUAUCGAAAAUCACUUUAAGUGCAGCUUUUGGCAAACAUCGAAAAGUGACUGGACUAUAAAUACCAAGCAUACAACGACCACACUGGUUACAAACUUUUGGCGUUGCAUAUAGUGAAUGACAAAAUGACAACGCCCACACAUAAUGAGUACACAGACAUUGAACUGUCCACGCUGGAGAUUGGCGGCAGCAGCAAUAAAACAGAUCCCAUUUACUCCAUCAAGCCGGAUUUCAUAACGCAAUGGCGACAGAAAAAGGAGCGUGAAAAUAUUUGCAAAUCCAUUUUCAAUCGCUUCGUCGAGCAUACGGAAUGUAAGCGUCUGCUGGAGGCCGCGCAAUUGUAUCAUCCUUUCAUCGGCGAGAAUGGUGAACUGAACAUUUGGAAUGCCAAUAUCGAUAUGGAUAUGUUGGCAACCUAUACCAACCGUAGUCUGAACUAUAGCCUCUUGGAAGAUUUUACGAAUGUAACGACACGCGGUCCCACGCCCUCGCAAGUAUUGCCACCUUUUGCGCUCUGGCAGAGCAUACUGAUAGCGCUGUGUCUAUCGAUCUGCAUCAUCUUGACGGUGGGCGGCAAUGUGCUUGUACUGCUUGCCUUCAUCGUGGAUCGGAAUAUACGACAACCGAGCAAUUAUUUCAUUGCAUCUUUGGCCGCCACGGAUGUGCUGAUUGGCUCCAUUUCAAUGCCUUUCUACACGAUAUAUGUGUUGAUGGGCUACUGGGAUUUGGGGCCAUUGCUUUGUGAUCUUUGGCUCUCUGUGGACUACACGGUCUGUUUGGCGUCACAGUAUACAGUGCUGCUUAUAACCAUCGAUCGUUAUUGUUCGGUGAAGAUCGCAGCAAAAUAUCGUAGUUGGCGUACCAGAAAACGUGUGAUUUAUAUGGUCACUAUUACAUGGAUUGUGCCGGCGUUGCUCUUUUUCAUUUCCAUUUUCGGUUGGGAACACUUUACGGGCAAGCGUGACCUCCUGCCUGGGCAGUGUGCUGUACAGUUUCUUAAGGAUCCGGUUUUCAAUACAGCGCUCAUUAUCGGCUACUAUUGGACGACGCUCAUAGUUCUAUUUAUCUUGUACGGUGGUAUUUAUCGUACCGCCUACGAAAUGCAGAAACGUAGUGAAGCCAAACAGCGGAAAAUGCAAUCGAUGGUGGCGCUAAGUGCAGGCGCAAUGUCUGGUAUGGCCGGACAUGCAGCCGGUAUAGGUGUUAUAGAAGAAAAAAUACUGAAAACCCAAGUAGAGAUCGGUGGCAACACGACGAAGGAUGGUAACAACUGCAGCGGUGCGACAAAACGUGGCUCGGGUCAGAUGAACCCACUUACACAAGCCGAAGCUAUAAAUGGCACUGCUGGCGAUGGCGUUAACGAGCAGCGUCGCAUUUCAGAAGGUAAAAUGGAAAAUGGCAAACGCGAUGGUGGAUCUGGUGAAACAGAGAAAAGUGAACGCUCCAGCAGUCCGGCAUUCGAUUCGGACGAGGAGAGUUCAGUCAAUCAGGCACAGCAAAUGGCAAAUCAGCAAAAACUAGCCAAUCUCCGCAAGCGUUCAUCAAUCGGCCUGGUUUUCGGCGCACAGGCCGCACUCAUUGCUACCCGUAGUAAAGGUAAUUUAACCCAAUGCUCCAUAAAUUCCAAGUCCAAUGAAGCCAUGGCCACAGUGGCUACCGCCACAUCCCCCAAUCCAACACGCAGCGGUGUACUUAUACGCACUCAAAGCAAAGAAGAGGUGAGUGUACAUACAAGCGCGAGCAGCGAACGACCUAAACGUACAUCCUGCACGACACUGUCACAAAUUGUCGAAACAGAGCGGCAGCUGGAUGAGCAACUCAGAGCGGAGCCUACGCCACCACGUUCACGAUCAAGUACCGCUACAAAAUUACUUGCUGAAUCACCGCUUUCACCGGUCGACAUUGCGCCUAUCGAAGUGCCACGUGACCAGGUACAACCGUGCUUGGUACAAGCCAUACUACCACCACCCGAGCAAUUCCAAUGUCCCACACCUCUCUCCGACUAUUCGGACCGACCUUUGGGCGGCAACAGCAGUAACAGUGAACUAAAUAUGACCUACAACCUACUCACCAAUCAUUCCGAUUUGCGUUUUAUGGACGAAAGCUCCGUAAUGCUGGCAUCACCUACCACUAAUGGCAGCGUCACCAGCUCAUUGCGGCAAGCAAUACCACAAGCCGCUGCUGUGAUGCGUGCGGAAGUGCCGACCAAUCAGGAACGUGCCAACCAAGUCGUCACUAACCCCAAACUGUUGCAACAGGCGCUGCAAAAAGCUGUAGCUGCGCAGCAACAACAGCAACAACCUAAACCCAAAAUUACAAGACGUGCUUCCCCACCUGAAACUGGUAAUCCACCCGCUCCACCCAAUGGUAACACAAAUUUCACACCACCAAAUGAGCUUGAUAAUGUCGAAAUUGAACGACACCUUCUUGUUUCCUACACAGGCAUGGAAGAUUUCGUCAAAGUGCGUCGCGAAAGCUGCAUAGAGGCUAUUAGUUUGCUAAGCGUCAAUGAGCAUGCCAAGUUAAUAGAGGACAAAGUGAUCUCAACGGAAAUACGACGCAGCUCCAGUCCGCUAGAGACGAAUACGAAAAGUAAAGGAAACGCAACCACCGCCGCCACUACAGUGACGCUCACCAUGCAAAAUCAAUUAACAACAACCAUAACCACAACGGUGCCACCAGCGCAACUUGAGAAAAUCGAUGAACGCGAAACAUUCGUGGCCACCACAACCACCAGCAAUAAGUUGGUCAACACAAGGCAGACCACAACAAGCAGCACCGAUUCGAUGGCGCCGCCAGCAACAAGCACUGCACAAAUUGACAACACAACCUGCACGGGCUACGUUUCGGGCGCUGGCAUCAGCACCACCGGCGGCAGCAGUAGCAGCACCUCGAAUACCAACAACAAGCCGUCGAGCAUAAAGUCACAGCGCGAAGCGAGCGGUGAAGCGGCCAGCCGGAAUUCGAGUAAACGCGCCUUUAUGCAAUCGAUUGGCAAGCACUUCAAGAGCAAAAAGAAAAUACCACUGCUGGUUGGUGGUGGGCGACAAAAAUCAAAGUCGGAGAAUCGUGCACGCAAAGCGUUUCGUACGAUCUCCUUCAUACUUGGCUGUUUUGUGGCGUGUUGGACGCCAUAUCAUGUGCUCGCACUGGUGGAGGGCUUCUGUCGCAAUCCACCCUGCACCAACGAGCAUCUCUAUAUGUUUUCAUACUUUCUUUGCUAUGCGAAUAGUCCGAUGAAUCCCUUUUGCUACGCGCUCGCGAAUCAACAGUUCAAGAAGACGUUUACGCGCAUACUCAAAGGUGAUUUUCAUAUGACUUAAAUCUUAAAGCUUGAUCUGUACGGUAGUGAGGAGCGUAUGUGUUCCAGCGUAUGAGUGUGCCAGAGUGUUAGGGCGGAGAGUGUCAAGGUGAGAGAAGUAGGCAGCUUACAGAGUACAGCAAAGCUUUAAACGCUUUAUAAAGCUUUCAAAACAGCAGGCAGCUUACAGAGUACAGCAAAGUUUUAAGCGCUUUAGAAAGCUUUCAAAACAUAUCAAAAACUUGCGUAGGUGUCCAAAACGUACAUACCUCUUGAAAGCUUUUAGAGCGUAAUAAGACUUUGUAAAAUACAAGUUUACAAGCUUUAAGCACGUGAAAGCUUUCAGUCUCUUAUAGUGUUUUCAGAGCAUUAUAAAGUUCAGUUUAAAGCUACCAGAGCAUUGAAAAAUUUGCGAAGCCCAUUACGGCUUUCAAAGCGUCACAAAGCUUAAAAGCUCUGAGUUGAUAAUUUUAGAAACUGUUUUCGAAUAAACACAGUAAAGUUGUUGUUUUAAAAUUUUCUACUAAUUUGUAGCGUAAUGUUAGUCUAAAAUUCAAAAAAUCAAAAUAUAUUUGGUGACGCUGCUUUGGUGUGAACCCUAAUGAGCCCUAGGCACUACCAGUAGAUAGCGUUGCCAAAUAUAUGCAAAUAUUUAAAUUUAUAUUAUUUACAAAGAAAGCGUUUCCAAAACAAAUCAACUCUAAAAUAUUAUCUGUUCGCUGCCAGGGGCGCAUGAGAAGAAUGUGAGGUUAAGUAGAAUGCAAAAAAAGGUUAAAUUAUUUGCAAAAACUAAGUAGUAUUAGUAUGUGUGAGAGUGCGUGUGCUUAUUUGUGUAUUUAACGGUUCCCUUAGUGCAUUAUAGUCGGCCACAACAAGCGUGCGUCAAGCCAGCAGCUUGAGGUCUUCUAUUGGCAAGCCGACGGCGUGGCGUACGCGGGCCUUAAAAUCACGCUGAUUUUGAAUUAUUUGUUUAAAAAUAAAGUAAAAUAUUAACUUAAGCUAAAAAUAUAUUUUUUAAAAUAUUUAAUAAGUAUUUGAACUGUUAGGAACAAUACAAAAUUCUUUGAAAAUAAAUAGAAAUUAUGCAUAUUGUAAGAAAAUAUAAUUAAACUUAUUUAAAUAGUGGCUAGCGAACACAAUAACUUAAUUAUUAGUGUGUAGGGGAAUAUGCAGCGUUAAGAAAUAUGUUAAUUAAAUAUGUUUAACAAAUUUUAGACAAUAAUUACUGAAGUAAAAGAGCUGCAUAUUUUACGUUAAUUACUGCUUAAGAAAAUCUCAAAUAAUUAUUUAAUAAGUAAUUGUAAUUACUUACGUCAAAGUAAUAAUUAGUUAAUUAUUAAAUAAGUAAUUAAGUAAAAAUUAGUAAAAAAGUUGUUAAACACAGUCAAACAGUGCGACUUAAUGCAAUUACAUAAGUGUAUUUAUUGUUAACACAUACAUACAUAUACAUAUAUGUAUACAUAUACAUAAACAUAUAUGAAUAAUAAUAAUAAAUUAACUGUUAUUUGUAAUUAUCGAUAUGAGUACAUAAAUAUGCAACAAAAUUUAGUUUAGCAAUAUAGAAACUAAACGCAUGCCAAUCACACACACAUACACACACCUCUAUUGGUAGCUAUAUACAUACAUAUGUACAUACGCAGACAUACAUAAGUAGCCCUCAACAUGUGCGUGUGUGUGCGCAUGCAUGUCAAUGACAAAUAAUAUGUGCAUAAUAAAGCACAUACCAAUAAUCUUACUAACUUACACUUGCCUAUGUGGAACAAUAAAUAAUAUUAAUUGUAAACACAUACAAAUACAUAUAUAUAUAUAUAUAUAUAUAAAUAUAAAUAUAUAUAUUAAUAAAUAUUAGUUAUAUGUAUAUAGUUAUAGCUUAAGCUGCAGUAAUAAUUAGUUUAAAGCAUUGCUGUACAUACCCACACACUGACAUCUGUGUAAAUGACAAAUAAUAAAAUACAUGAAACUAGCAAUUAAAUAUUGAAUAGCUGAAUUAAUGCAACAUAUAACAAAAACAAAUAUUAUAGAACAACAAUAAUUACAUUAAUUACAGCUCGCCGAAUAAUUAGUUCAAAGGCAGUUGACUUAUGUUUUCACACGAAAAAUAUUUAUUUAUGCAGCAACGUCUACAAGAUUGCCUCAAAAUAAAUUCUUACAUGGUUUAGGGUAUCUACGAGGUAUGACAAUUAAGUAAUGAGACUGAUUCCAUAAAAACCGUAUAUUUGAAAAUAUAUAUUUGAAAAAAGUAGUUCCCUUGGGCCGCUAUACGAGUACAGCGAUUCCAGCGCGUUUUCCAUGCUUCGUAACAUUUCUGGAACGCUUCGGCUGGGAUGUCCGCGAGUACCCUCGACACAGCCGCCUGGAUGUCCGUAAUCGACUCAAAAUGGGUUCCUUUGACCACCAAUUUUGUUUUAGGAAAUA
This is a messenger RNA of Bactrocera dorsalis (oriental fruit fly), 6175 nucleotides long. RefSeq names its product probable muscarinic acetylcholine receptor gar-1 (gene mAChR-B). Bases 585 to 3782 code for a protein of 1065 amino acids. Gene Ontology annotation, cellular component: membrane; dendrite; synapse. Lineage: Eukaryota; Metazoa; Arthropoda; Insecta; Diptera; Tephritidae. The record is from RefSeq and is a predicted model, not a curated record. Gene Ontology annotation, biological process: G protein-coupled receptor signaling pathway, coupled to cyclic nucleotide second messenger; chemical synaptic transmission; adenylate cyclase-inhibiting G protein-coupled acetylcholine receptor signaling pathway. Gene Ontology annotation, molecular function: G protein-coupled serotonin receptor activity; G protein-coupled acetylcholine receptor activity. The transcript has 4 exons.